UUUUCUUUCAAAAAAAUAACAUUUAAGUAUGAGAUUCAAGUGAAGACCAUUCCCAACAUGUAACAUGGAAAGAAACAAUUAUGGUACAGUGCUAAAAUGUUUUGGAAAAACAUAAAAAUGAUGUUUUUAAUCAUUUUUCUUCAUCAUGUUGAUUGCUCUGGAACAUCUGAUAAAAGAGAAGCUGACUACACUUUAGAUGAUUCGUUUUGGAAUGAAGAGACUCCUGCUGGUGAGGUGGAGCGUCUUUUGCGACAAUACCAACAAAACGAAGAAUUGGUAAAAAAUAUAGGAGCACACUUUUACCAGAUAAUAUAUCCAGUGCAAUUAAGACACCACGAAAAAAUGGGAAUAUCUACUAGGGAAGCGGGGACUCCUCGGUUUCCCCAGAAAGGAAGUUACAUUGAAAAUACUUAUGGGAAUUCAAAAAUGAGGUCAAAAGCUGGAAAACAUUUUCAUCGAACUUCGUUGCUAAUUAAAGCUUUUAAUCACAAGUUUCGUCUGGAUUUGGAGCUAAAUACGCAAUUACUUGCUCCAAAUUUGGUACAAAAAGAUUAUCUUACAAAUGAUGCAGAACAAGUAUCAAAACAGGAAAUAGAACACUGCUACUACCAUGGAACGAUAAAAGAUUAUCCAGGAGCUACUGCUGCAUUUCAUACUUGUAAUGGUGUGAGUGGUGUUAUACAUCUGGGAAAUGAAACAUUUGUUAUUCAUCCAUUUUAUGGAGGAGAUAUGUCGCAGAAACACCCACACGUUAUUUUUGAAGCUAGAACCAGAAUCAGUAAAGGUUGUGCCAAUUCAGGAAGCUUGGAUUGGCGAUCUAAAUCUCGACGUCCAAAAACUUUUUCAGAAACUGAAAAUAGUUUUUCUCCAAGAUUUACAAGGGAUGUUCGGGAAGUUACAAAAUUCAUUGAAACAGCUCUCUUUAUUGAUAAAGCAAUGUUUGAUAAAAGAAAUGGAAGUACGAGAACAGAGGUAGUCCAUGACAUUAUUCAAGUAGCAAAUAUAGCUGAUUUGUACUUCCGUACUUUAAAUACAAGAGUGUCGGUGGUUUAUAUUGAAACUUGGCAAGGAGAAAAUCAAAUAUCAUUGGAUAAAAAUACAGAUAUUAGCAGAGCUCUUCUUGAUUUUAAUGAUUACAAAACCAGAAACAUGUUUCAAAUUUUUCAUGACACGGCACAGUUACUAUCUGGUAAAAAUUUUGCUGGUGGCGAAUCUGGAAUUGCAGCACCAGAUACUGUUUGUAGUCAAAAAUCGGUUGGAAUAAGUGUGGAUAUUAAUACCUAUGAACCUCAUUUAUUAGCUGGAUCUAUGGCUCACAUGAUUGGUCAUAAUAUAGGCAUGUCACAUGAUGAUGGAAGAUCAGAUUGUCGUUGUUAUGAUUGGCAUGGUUGCAUCAUGGCUCAAUCAAUUGUUGGUUUAGAAAAUGUUCAACCAUAUAAAUUUUCUGAAUGUAGCAGGGCUGAUUAUGUAACGGCGUUGAAGAAUGGUAAAGACGUAUGUUUAUUAAAUAAACCAAAUGAGCUUGAUAUUAGGCGUCUAUGUGGGAAUAGAAUCAUUGAUGAUGGUGAAGAAUGCGAUUGUGGAACUAUUGAUGAAUGUGCAAAUUUUGAUCCAUGCUGUGACGCUAUAACUUGUAAAUUAUUUCGAGAAGCAGAAUGUGCAUCUGGACCCUGUUGCAAGAACUGCAAGCUAAAAUUAAGUGGAUCUAUUUGUCGAGAAGCAACUAACGAAUGUGACCUACCUGAGUUUUGCUCUGGUAAUGUUGGUUCGUGUCCAAUUGAUGUUUUCAAGAAAAAUGGACACCCUUGCGCAAGCGGCGAAGGAUUUUGUUUCAAUGGCCAAUGUCCUGCCCUUAAUCAACAAUGUCGACAAAUAUGGGGAUACGGAGGAAUGGCUGCAGAUAGACAAUGCUUUGAACAAUUUAAUUCAAAAGGAUCUAUAAAUGGUCAUUGUGGUACAGAUCGUUCAGGUCAUUUCAUAAAAUGUGAAGCAGAAAACGUGUAUUGUGGGCUUUUACAGUGUCAAGAAGGUGGAAAACAACCAGCCAUUGAUGGUGUUGAUACUUUAUAUUCAAGAACAAUAAUAUCAAUAAAAGGAAACGAGUAUGAAUGCAAAGCAACGAUGGAAGAUAUAAAAUCGGAAAGAUCAGUUCCAGGUCUUGGUUUAGUUCACGAUGGCACACUGUGUGGAGAUAAUUUAAUUUGCAUUAAUCAAACAUGUGUCAGCCAAUUUCCAUUCAUACAAAUAUCUAAAUGUCCAAGUAACCAUGGUAAUCACGAGUGUUCAGGUCAUGGGGUAUGUAGCAACAUCAAUAAAUGUCAUUGUGAUCAUGGCUGGAGUGGUCCUGAUUGUUCACUGCAACAAGAGCUGCCGACACAGACAACAGUUAGCAGUGUGGAAAUAACAUUUUCUCCAUCCUCAAAAAAUAAAAUGGAAAAGAAAGAAACGCCUUAUGAAAAUUACCAUGGCUCUAACACAGUAUACUUAGUUAUAACGCUCAUGUCAGUUGUAGGGGGGGUUUUUGUAGUAUUUGCAAUGAUGGCACUUUGCUACAGGUCAGUCGUAGUGCAUAAAAACUUCUCACUCUGCCUCAGAAAAAAAAAUACAAUACAGAAAUUAGAGCCACCAUACUCAAAAAAAUUUGGUCAAAAAAGUUAUGAUGAUGCAACAAAUAAUCAAAAUCCAGAAAUAGAAGCUUUAGAUAGUGUUAACAAAAUCUUGAAAUUUGGGAGGAUGCCUCAUUAUCGUGAUCACAAACAAACCAUUCAGAGGCUAAGCUUAGAUCAAGAUGAUAUUGGGACUACAAAUGAUGAAGUAGUGUCUUUCAUCGAUCUUCCACCAAACACUUUAUCUAAAUUGCCUGAAAAAGGAAUUUUAAAGAAACACGUCGGAUAUGAAUCCAGCGUUAAAAUUGAGAUUCAUGCAUUACUUCACAUUUUACAAGCAACUUUAUGCUGGAAAACGUCGUUUUUGCGUUAA
This is a messenger RNA of Trichogramma pretiosum, 2979 nucleotides long. RefSeq names its product disintegrin and metalloproteinase domain-containing protein 11 (gene mmd). The transcript is spliced from 22 exons. The coding region runs from base 97 to 2979 and encodes 960 amino acids. Gene Ontology annotation, biological process: membrane protein ectodomain proteolysis. NCBI's taxonomy places the organism in Eukaryota, Metazoa, Arthropoda, Insecta, Hymenoptera, Trichogrammatidae. The record is from RefSeq and is a predicted model, not a curated record. Gene Ontology annotation, molecular function: metalloendopeptidase activity.